AUGGCCUUGGCCAGCCCGGACAAAGGCGACGAGGCGAAGGCGGCCUACAGCCCCGAGGAUGGCCCUGAGGACAAGGCCAAGGAAGAGCAAAUGCAGAAGCUGGCUGAGUUAGAAGCGGCCCUGGCACCCUUUGCGACGAUCGAGCCCAAGGUGUCGGCCGACGCCCCCAAGGAGACAAAGGUUGAAGAAGGGGAGGCCGGCGAGGCAAGACAAGCGAAGGUCGAGGAGGGCGAUGACCCAAAGGCCUCUGAGCAAGAGGCGGACCUGCGAGAGAAGGGCAGCUUGUUUGCCAACCUUCCCCUCGACGAGAAGGGAACGGAGGCGAGAAAGAAAGCAGCAAAAUCCGCCCGAGAAAGGGAGGAGAAGGAGGAAAAGGAGAAGAUGGAGAAGCAGAAAGGCUUAAGAGCUUGGUCUCGGGACCGCAGCCGAAGCCGAAGGCCUCGUAAGGCGCGCUCGGCGCGCUCCUCCUCCAGCAAGCGCCGCAAGAAGUCGGAGGCCCUGAAAAAGGCCCGAGACCGGUCGCGUGAUCGCGAGAGGGACCGCAGAGAGAAGCGGUCACCCAAGCGGUCACCCAAGCGAUCGCCCAAGCGGUCGCCCAAGCGGUCGCCCAAGCGCUCGCCCAAGCGGUCCCCUAGGCGGUCGCCCAGGCGGUCGUCCAAGCGAUCACCCAAGCCCGUGAAACGAUCUGCCAAGCGCUCCCGAUCGCGCAGUGCACGACGGGGUCGUUCCCCUCGCCGACCGCCGUCGCCCGCAAAGCGCCGUGCUGCUCAGAAGAGUGCUAAGGCUUGCUCGUCCUCAAGUAGAGAUCGUGCAAGAAGGCGGUCGCCACCUCAGAAGAGAAAGGAGCCCGUGAAAAGCAAGGUCAAGACCCGAAGCUCCAGCUCGGACACGAAGCUCAGCCGCCGAAAGGCAAAGCCGCGGGUCCGAUGUCCCAGUUCCCCAUCUCCGGCGAAGGCCAAGGUCAAGGCAAAGACAGCGAAAGCUCCGGCCAAAGCGCCGCCCAAGAUGCCGCAGCGUGGCGAUGACAGUCUCCUCAGUGGGUCGAAGUUCGUACGCAGCCCAUCGCCGAAGAGGCUCGCAGGCAAAGAGCAACCGAAGCCGAAGGCGACGAAGAAGGCCCCGGAUUCAGCGUCCAGCUCGCCAAGCUCGCCGAGCUCCUCGCCGGCGAGGCCCAAGGCCAAGGCCACCAACGCGAUUCCGGUGAAGAAGACCGUUGCGAAGAAGAAGCUGGUGACGAGAAAGUCCGAGUCCUCUGCUUCAUCCACGUCGCCUGCGUCGCCUGCACCGAAGGUUACCAAGCCGAAGAAGAGUGCUAGUGCCAAGUCGGCAGGGAGGCAAGAGAAGCCCAAGAGCAAAUCUGUCGCUCGGCCAGCACCAAAGGCCAAAUCAGCGGCUGGUGCAAAACCACCCAAGCCACCCAAGCCAGCGGAGCCACUGUCCACCCCAUCCACUCCACAGGCCAAGCCAUCAGCAGCAAAAUCAUCCCCUCCUCAUCCACCCAGUCCUCAUCCACCCAAAGUUGGCACGCCCAAGUCCAGCACCCAGGCGAAGGAGAAGCGCGAGCAUGAGAAGAGUGAGAAGACCGAGACGGUGAAGCGGAAGAAGAAGGCGCCCAAGGCCACGAAGGCCGCAAAGGCCACGGCUGUGGCCAAAGCGGCUCCCGAGUCCAAAGGCACCGUGACUCCCGAGACCCCUGCCGGCACCCCCGCCGGGAACCCUGUGGGGAACCCUGUGGGGAACCCUGCCGGGACGCCUGCGGCAGCUGCGAAGGCCAAGGCUGCCAAAACUGCCAAGGCUGCCAAAAGUGCCAAAAGUGCCAAAAGUGCCAAGGCUGCCAAAGCCACCUCCCCUCAGACGACGGCGCCACCAAAGCCAUCGGGCAACGCGAGCGACAGCGACAGCGAUGUGGAGAUCGUCGCAGCGGACAUCAACUGGUCCUCAUCCGACAUGGCGCGCCGCUCGCAGCGCGGCCCCAAGAGGAGGGCACCCGAAGAAGUGCUUGCCGCCGCGCUCAUGGAUGUUUUGGUUCCUCAGCCAUCGGGUCCCGAUGCAGCCGACCUCUCCCCGGCCGAAGCUGCUCUGCUCCGGAGGCAGCAGAUGCGCAGGCGCCUGUCCGAACCCUCCGACUGGGCACAGCCCGUUGAUGUCACGGCCCCAGCACCACCGGAGGCCGAUGAUGACCUGCCGAAGGCCAGUGAUGGAGGGGAGAGCAAGAACGAGAAGGACAGGGAUCUGCUCGAAAAGCUGAAGACGACCCAAAAGCAGCUCUUGCAGCUCCAGCUUGGAAUCAAGCAGCAGCAGCUGGAGAAGCUGAAGGCCCGGGUCCAGCGUGGCAAGCGAUCCAGACAGGUGCUCGUGUCUGCGCGUGCAAGGCGUGUGCAAGCUCCUGCGGCCACUUCCAGAGCAAGCCCUGAGCCUUCGAUACCCCCGAUGGCUGCAGCCUACCAACCUGCAGCAUCAGCAUCGGCCGCCUCCCCGUUCAGUCCCAAAGAUCGCUCGGACAAGAAGGCGCCUACCCCGUCACCUGAACCAGGUCCACCCAGCCAGGUGAGCCAAGCCAGCCCGAGCAGCCAGGGGAGCCAAGCGGGCCAGGGGGGUCCGGCAGUUCGCAUGGGGAUGCCCCCCAAGCCUGCGCCGAAGCCGGCGGAGACCGUCGCAGCUCCUGCGCCUACGACCAAACCUGCCGUGCCCUUGGCUUCCUUGCCUCAGGUGCUUCCAGUGCCGCCCGUACAUCCGGCACUCCGGCCAGCAGCAUUGAAGAAGAGCCUCGCCGAUGCCUACUUUCAAAAGAAAGCCCAGGUGGAGAGGCAAAAAGCGCUGCUUCAGGAGGCCUUGGCGAAGCGUAAAGAGCUCUCGAGCAAGGCGGCAAAAGGCACAAGCGAUGUGGCAGCCGAGCCGGCGCCAGGAGACGGGAAGCCACAACUCAGCUGA
This is a messenger RNA of Symbiodinium natans, 2931 nucleotides long. The record is from the annotation of a GenBank genome assembly. Lineage: Eukaryota; Dinophyceae; Suessiales; Symbiodiniaceae.